UAGGAUAUGUCCCCCAUUAUUGUUUGCUAUUCAGAUCCAUCCUAUUACUCCUCUGCUGCAACCCCAAGGAAUGUUUGUAUGGGGUUGACUUGGGAUUGGAAAGACAAGGAACAGUUUGUCUCCAAAGAAACUACAACUUCCAUCAGGCACUACUUCAGCGGAACAAGAAAGAACGUGAGGGCGUGGCCCCAACGCCCUGAUAGCACGGAAGACAAACUACAACUCCUAGGAUAGCGCGAGAUCUCCGCAAAGAGAAAAGAGUGACUGAACUCUGACUGGAGGAGGGGCUCUCACGGAACCACCCCGACAAGCUCCAGAAAGGGGCGUGGUCAUAUUUGGGGCGUGGCCUUAUGGGCAGCAGGAAGAAGUUACCUGUUGAAUCGUUCUAUCCAUUCUCUUUCCAACCCUUGUAGCUACCCCUAAGAGGGAAGCCGCAGACCAUAAGCCUUUUCCGAAAAAGAGGUAAGGGGAGGUAGACAAGGGGCAGCGGAGGAGACUGGCUAUCGCAUUCCGUAGGAUGGGUCCAAGGGCUACUUUUUACCUGCUGAGUCAGGUGAACUGGUCCAUGGGGGCGGGGACUAGCAUAUGAGAAAAGGGCAAGGACGGGGGAGGUAUUUGUUCGUUUUCAAGACUAAAUUUAGAGCCCUUCAUCUUCAGACCCGUUGGCAGACUGUGUCUGGGGCACUCUCUCGGCCUCGGGAAGAGAAAAGAACGGGGGCGACUUUUCGGCAGCAAAGGAACGGCCUGUGUAGGCUUUCUCACGUCCGUGUUUUCCCUAACCCAAAACGAUAGAGCCACAUGGCUUCCACGGUCUGGGGGAGCGCUCCCUGGUGGGGCCCGCCUCCCCCAGCCCCAGCCCGGCCCCUCACGGACAUCGACUUCUGCUCUGGGGCGCAGCUGCAGGAACUAACCCAGUUGAUCCAGGAGCUGGGUGUGCAGGAGAGCUGGAGUGAAGGGCCCAAGCCGGGACCAGACCUCCUCCGGGCCAAGGACUUUGUCUUCUCUUUGCUGGGUCUUGUUCACCGCAGGGACCCCCGCUUUCCUCCUCAGGCAGAGCUCUUGCUGCUUCGUGGCGGGAUUCGCGAGGGCUCCCUGGAUCUGGGGCCUGCACCCCUAGGUCCCUACGCCCGGGGACCUCACUACGACGCCGGCUUCACGCUGCUGGUGCCGGUGUUUUCGCUAGACGGCACUGGGCAGGAGCUGCAACUGGAUUUGGAAUCCUGUUACGCCUGGCUCUGUCUCCCAGAGCAGAUAGGCGGAACCUCGGUCCGGGAGGCGUGGCAGGAUUGCCUAGGACCCCCAGUCCCAGGAGGACGUGAUUCGGCCCACCGAAUCGAAAGCGAAGGAAGUCCCAAUGACUGGCAAAGCUCGGUGGACCAGCCGCAUGGUUACAUCAGUGAGUCUGAGCCGCACGUGUCUUUGGAAAAAUCACCUAGUAACGUUUCAGGGCCCGAGUCACCUCUGCAAGACGUAACCGAUCUUGGCUUUGCCGUACCAUCGAAAAAACUGAAUGGUGACGUCACCAAAGCAGCCGUCGUUAGCCCAGUCCCACAACCAGCGGAGGCUCCGGAGGCGUGGCCCACAUUGUGCCCCGCACAGGUGGCUGCGUGGUUCUUUGCUUCUCUGGUCGCGGUCGCUGAGUCCCUGUUCCCGGUCUCGGGUGCCCCGCGCUUGGUCCACGCAGCCCGACACGCGGGGUUCACCACUGUCCUCCUGGCUACGCCAGGACCCCCGCGCCACCUCCUGCUCUUCGACCUGAUCCCCGUGGUGUCCGUGGCCGGCUGGCCCGAGGGGGCUCGGAGCCACUCGUGGGCCGGCCCGCUGGCCUCUGAGUCGUCCUUCUACCUGGUGCCCGGCAGCGGCACAGAGCGGCCAGGCGCUUCGGGCUGGCAGCUCUGCUUCGCCCGCCAGGAGCUGGCGCUCAAGGCGCGCAUCCCCGCUCCGCUGCUGCAAGCGCACGCGGCGGCCCAGGCCCUGCUGCGCCCGCUGGUGGCCGGGACCCGGGCCGCGGCGCCCUACCUCCUGCGGACGUUGCUCUACUGGGCGUGCGAGCGGCUGCCUGCGCUCUAUCUGGCGCGCCCGGAGAAUGCGGGCGCCUGCUGCCUCGGGCUGCUGGAUGAGCUGGGCCGUGUGCUCGAGGCCGGGAUGCUGCCCCACUAUUUUCUGAGUGGCCGAAAGCUGCUCGCGGGGGACGGCGCCGCUGCGCUGCGCGGGGCGUUGGCCCGGCUCCGCGGGGACCCUACCCGGGCCCUGCGCGCAGCGGUGGAGGAGGCAAAGGCUGCACGCAAGGGGGGCGGCUUAGCUGGCGUGGGAGGCGGGGCCCAUUAAAGACGCUGCUCCUA
Molecule: messenger RNA, 2342 nt
Organism: Equus caballus (horse)
Lineage: Eukaryota; Metazoa; Chordata; Mammalia; Perissodactyla; Equidae
Source: RefSeq, a predicted model, not a curated record